GAGGGGCGGGGCGAGUGUGCGUCUUGUAUAGAGCGGUUGCAAAACAGCACGGAUCAAUGUGAGAAUUAGAGAGAGUUCACAACUGUCUGCUGAAGGACAUUUUAGACUCACUCUCUCAGUGGUGGGUGGGUGUGAUGCCACCAUGGAAGGACACAACAACAACCAGCCCAACUUAGACAACCACAAUAAUCUCUAUAAGAUACCUGGUCAGGAAGAUCAGAAAAAUCUGUCCAACUAUAAGUACUGCUGCACUCUGGCAAACUUCCGCAUUGAGAAGAAGAUCGGCCGCGGUCAGUUCAGCGAGGUCUAUAAAGCCACAUACCUGCUGGAGGGACAACUGGUGGCACUCAAGAAAGUCCAGAUUUUUGAGAUGAUGGAUGCCAAGGCUCGUCAGGACUGCGUCAAAGAGAUCGAUCUGCUCAAGCAGCUGAAUCACCCCAAUGUAAUCAAAUAUUUAGACUCCUUUAUUGAAGACAAUGAGCUCAACAUUGUUCUGGAGUUGGCCGACGCCGGAGAUCUGUCUCAGAUGAUAAAGUAUUUUAAGAAGAAGAGGAGACUAAUCCCAGAGAGGACUAUAUGGAAAUAUUUUGUCCAGCUUUGCAGCGCCGUGGAACACAUGCAUUCACGCAGAGUGAUGCACCGAGAUAUUAAACCAGCCAACGUGUUCAUAACAGCGACAGGAGAGGUGAAGCUGGGUGACCUGGGGUUAGGUCGCUUCUUCAGCUCCAAAACCACCGCAGCUCAUUCCUUAGUGGGGACGCCUUAUUACAUGUCACCAGAGAGGAUUCAUGAGAACGGAUACAAUUUUAAGUCGGAUAUCUGGUCCCUGGGCUGUCUUCUCUAUGAGAUGGCAGCGCUGCAGAGUCCGUUCUAUGGAGACAAGAUGAACCUGCUCUCCCUGUGCCAGAAGAUUGAGCAGUGUGAUUAUCCCCCGCUCCCUCCUGAUCAUUACUCUGACAAGCUGCGGAACCUUGUGAGCAUGUGCAUCAGCCCUGACCCAGACCAGCGGCCAGACAUCGUCUUUGUGCUGCAGAUCUCCAAACAGAUGCACAUGUGGACGUCCAGCACCUGAGCGGCACGCCACCUCUGCUCCGAGCCUCCGAGCGAGAGUCUCGAACCCGCUGGACGACGGCCGCGGCUGCCCUGACACAGAAGUCUUUGCUUCAUCUCGACUCGAGGAGACAAGUGGACCGAGAUGCUUCAGUGUCCGUGUGAAGAGAUGCAUUCGUGAUGUGGCACGAGUGGGAGAAGGUCGUCGCUCUUUUCUUUAGUUCAGGACAUUUUUCAUCGAGGACUUCUUUGAAACCUUUUUUGUUUGGGGGGGUGGGGGGGGUGGGUUGCAUUCCAAAGUGGUGAUGGAUCCUGUGUCAAGUCAACUGUGCCAUGGAGAUGAAUAUUUUCAGUGUUCCUCAUCUAUCAUUGUUCACUGUACCCAUAUUAUUAAUUUUUAUAAUCAGACUGAAUAUAUAACUAAGGGUUCUCAUGGGGAAAGUAUAUAUACACACACACGUGUGUGUCCGAGAAUGGUUUCUGACCCCAGUGUGAUGGAGUUGAUGUGACACAUACUGUAUAUUUAUAUGCAGCAGAGGUUUUUCUGUGUGGGAGCUCGAGGUGACUGACUGUGGUGGCUGAACCUUUUUUUUUAAUUUUAUUUUGUUUGUGUAGAGCUGAUGGAGCUCCUUUCUCUCACUCUCAGUCAUGUUGACGUUUCUCUCGAGAGGAUAAAGUGUUGCUCAGGCGUCCACAGGAGUCAGCUCUGAGAUCUAAACUCAAGUAAUUCAAGAGGUAGAUUUAUUUCCAGGAUCACUGUGUGUGUGCGCGUGUGUUUGUUUUAACCAAGUAUUCACUUUAAUAGUUUCAGUUUUUAUUGUAAAGUGGCUAAAACCCUUUUCUUCCCUCACUGUCCCUACUGGCAGUUUGUAUGUGUCAGUAUCUAAUACGACCACAUUCAUGACCACAGUGUUGUGUUGGAUCAACACAACGACACAAUCGUCAGAUGAAAACUCAGUCACAACAGAGUUCCUCGCUUCCAGGUGUGCGUUUCUCUCACUGUGAACUCAUUCGCGUCGUCGUCCUUUUAUUAAGACUAUUAAUAUAUUAAAACCUCUGAUUUUAUCCUCAUUUGUUUACUCACCGUGUUGUUGACUAAAAUACCUGUGCUGACUUUGCGUAGCGUUACAGUGUUGACAGUGGAAUAUGGAAGGAAAACCAAGCUGUCCCGUUUGUUGUCGGAGACAAUUUAGAAGUGACUUUUCAUCGUCCACGUGAAGCUGAAGGAGCCGUGUGUCCUCUGUUCCCUCUGAUCAUUACAAAUCUGAAAACACAAGAGGUUGUUUUUGGUAUAGUGGGUUUUUGUUAAGAUGUUAAAAUUGGAGUUGUUUUAUAUCAUGUACAAGAGCAGGGCGUUGAAUUUAUAUAUGCAAAUAACAAACCGUCAUUACUGUGAAGAAAUGCAAACGAACCAUGAAUAAUAAACGAGAUGCUGUCAAAGUGAUUUGGAUCAACGCUGAACCAGAAUAGUUCUGAAGACAUUUUCCAACUUACCACAACGAACGAAUAACUGAACAUUUCAUUCAUCUGGUAAUAACAUCCUGUAUUCUCUGAAAAUGAAAUAAAUGUAUUACUUACACACAA
Messenger RNA from Solea senegalensis (Senegalese sole), 2634 nucleotides. RefSeq names its product serine/threonine-protein kinase Nek6-like. Gene Ontology annotation, molecular function: protein kinase activity; ATP binding. The coding region runs from base 143 to 1072 and encodes 309 amino acids. The transcript is spliced from 10 exons. Gene Ontology annotation, biological process: protein phosphorylation. NCBI's taxonomy places the organism in Eukaryota, Metazoa, Chordata, Actinopteri, Pleuronectiformes, Soleidae. The record is from RefSeq and is a predicted model, not a curated record.